Molecule: messenger RNA, 6265 nt
Organism: Bicyclus anynana (squinting bush brown)
Lineage: Eukaryota; Metazoa; Arthropoda; Insecta; Lepidoptera; Nymphalidae
Gene: Ldh
Product: L-lactate dehydrogenase
Exons: 8
Coding region: 179-1216 (345 amino acids)
Biological process (GO): carboxylic acid metabolic process
Cellular component (GO): cytoplasm
Molecular function (GO): L-lactate dehydrogenase (NAD+) activity
Source: RefSeq, a predicted model, not a curated record
UCAUUCAGUCUUUGACCACUGUGCAGUGAACACUUAUUAAUUUGAAUUGAAUAUUUUUCAUAAAUAUUUUAAAGUGCGCUAAAUAGUUUGAAUAUAAUAUUUUAUAUUACUUACUUUAAAUAUUUUUAAAAUAAUUAAUUUUUAAAUAUUUUUUUGAAAUUCUUUUAAAAUACUCAAAAUGUCUGAAAACGGUGACAGCGGCUUUUGUGAUACAGAUAGAAUGGCAACCAUUCAGCAACUUUUCCUGCCCGUGCAGCCCAAGUCUGAAGACAAUAGCAACAAGGUCACCGUAGUGGGCGCAGGUCAGGUCGGCAUGGCAGCGGUCUUCGCUAUGUUAACUCAGGGCGUUACUAAUAACAUCGCUCUGAUUGACGUCAACGAAGACAAGCUGAGGGGAGAGUUGAUGGACCUCCAACAUGGCUCCGCUUUUCUGAAGAGCGCCAAGAUUCAAGCCAGCGCAGAUCCGGUGAUAACUGCCGGCUCCAAGAUCUGUGUGGUGACUGCGGGGGUGCGCCAGCGCGAGGGCGAGACCCGCCUCAACCUUGUUCAGAGGAACACUGACGUACUGAAGAUGAUCAUCCCAACGUUGGUUCAGUACAGUCCGGAUGUGAUCUUCAUAAUCGCGAGCAACCCGGUGGACAUCCUGACGUAUGUGACGUGGAAGCUAAGCGGGCUGCCAAAGCACCGCGUCAUCGGCUCCGGGACCAACCUGGACUCGGCGCGCUUCCGCUACUUGCUGUCGGAGAAACUGUCCGUCGCUGCUACCUCGUGCCACGGGUACAUCAUCGGCGAGCAUGGCGACAGUAGCGUGCCCGUUUGGUCCGGCGUCAACGUAGCCGGCGUCCGACUCCGAGACCUGAACCGGAAGAUGGGCACGGACACGGACCCUGAGCACUGGCAGGAACUGCACUCCAUGGUUGUGAGGAGCGCGUACGAAGUGAUCAAGCUCAAGGGGUACACCUCGUGGGCUAUCGGCCUCUCGCUCUCUCAGCUGGCGCACGCUAUUCUGACCAACGCGAAUAGUGUUCACGCCGUCUCUACCUACGUCAAAGGUGAACACGGGGUAGAAGACGAGGUGUUUCUGUCGCUGCCGUGUGUGCUUGGCUUCAACGGCGUAAGUGACGUCAUCCGUCAGCCGCUCACCGAGAAGGAGAUCUAUCAGUUGCGCGCGUCCGCUCGCAUCAUGGUACAAGUGCAAGUCGGAAUCAAGUUCUAACUCACUGCAAUUGCCUGCGUUUUAUGCGAACAUAGUAUUAUUAUUGUUUUAUCUAACAUUUGCCAUAACCUAUCCUAAGUUUCUAUCUAACUUAUUUAUAUUCUAGGUUGAUACAAAUAAACGUCUUCAUUGUUGAAAUUACUUCGCUAUAAUUGAGGUUCUUAAUUAUAGCGAAGUAAUUUCAUUAUAAUAGACAAAGGUCCGAUUUAAAAACGUUUAAUGGAUGAAAAGUACUUAUUGUGAAAAUCAAAAUUUAUACGUAAAAUUAUUGCGAAUCGUUUGUCUAAAAAAUCCCAUAACCAAAAUAAUUAAAUAGUUAAUUAAAAUAUGCACUUUGACAUGUUAGAAAUGCACUAACAUGUCAAUGUUAAUCGAAAUUUACCAUUACUUAAUAAUUUUCAAGUCACGUCGUUUUGUACCUAUUCACUAUUUAUUUAAUGCUAACUGAUCAAAAUUUAAUUUAUAUAUAGUAAAAAUGUAAUCCGGUGCUUACUGACAACCUUCCGUGGAUAUUAUACAGCUCAGGUAAAUGACCACGGAUAUAAAAGCGUAGCUUAACUGCUUUAGUGUUUCGUGAUAGAUGACAUUGUCCGGUUAAUUGUGAUUUUUGUUAACUAUUGAGAUUUUGUUGUUGUUAUUUAUUUGAUAUUAACUAUAUUAUGUAGCCAACAUACGUCAAAGUUAGAGAAUUGGCCCGCUGGCUAGGACACAACAAAUUCGUAAUAAUACAACGAGUUGAGGCUCACAAUACGUUUUUUCAUCUAUCUAUCUACAGUUAUUAACUGAGGGCCUAGUGGCAGUUUGAUAUUGUUACUAUCGCGUUAACGUAAACGCAAAUUUCUAAGGAAUUGAAACAGCGCCAUCUCGUGACACUACUGCACAACAGAUUGAAUUUCAUAUAAAUUCGCGUUUACGUCAACGCGAUAGUAACAGUAUGAAAAAAUGAAAACUAGGCACACAGAUUUUUGACUGUUGACAGUCAAGCACAACGAUGGUCCAAGCGAACUCGAAUUUGGUUGGCCCGUUGUGCCUGACUUUGACAAAAUCGGGCAUGCGUCCUGACACCAAAUAUUUUCAUUUCUCGUUUAUUAACAGUGUACACAUAUGAUAUUAGUUGUUAUCUGUUUGAAGGAACGUGAUGGAUGCUUUUAUAUGUUUACUUCUUUGUUUACAAUUUCAAGUAAUGCUUUGUCGUGUAAAAUGUAUGUUCUAUUUGAUGUUGUCUUCGUCGUGUGAAUCAUAAGUGUCUAUUAUAUCUCCAUACAUUGUCUGCGUAAUGUAAAAAAGAGACUGCUCAGUACACUCUUUAAAAAUAUCGAAUUUUAGAAACGAUUAGGUAUUUUGAUCAAAGAUUUAUAAAUAGGUUGAUGUAAAGGUCUCACGUGAUCACUGCCAUGGUUUGUUCGACACUUUCCUGUGUAGGUACAGCCACGCCGUCUUCCGAAAAUGGAAUAUCUAUUACUCCAUCCUCCAACAAGAAAUUUACAUUUUUUAUAUUGUCAAUUUAGUAAUUCUAAUAUGUCCUUUUUACAGAAAUAAUCUAGUUAGAAUCAUCGAUGCUUAUGUUAUUUACGUCAGUGAUUAAUAUAACACUUAGUAUUUGAUUUUCGAGGGACUCCUAUUUUACAAUUUUUAGUUGGUUUAAUAUCAAUUUUUUAUUCUUUAUCUAAAUAGUCACUACUGUUGAAAAACAGGAUCAACAUUUGAUAACAUAUAAAAGUGGGAGCCAUAAUACGCAAAUUGACUAUUUUCUUAUAAGAAGAGAUCAUAUUAAAUAAAUUAAAAACUGUAAAGUCAUACCGGGGGAACCUUUAGUACCACAACACCGACUUUUACUAAUGGAAUUAAAAAUUAAAAUCCAAAAGACUAUGUCUAAGACCCUGCCCAAAAUAAAAUGGUAUAUGUUAGAGAAAGAGGAGUGUGAAAGAGUUUCGAACAAGAUUGGUAGAAAAAAUGAUUGGCAUGGAUGACCUUAACAAUAAAUCGGUGAAUGAAUGCUGGCGCGAAAUAGCUUUAUGCAUGAGGAGUGAGGCGAAGAAUGUUUUUGGAGAGACUAAAGGUAAAAGUAUGAUAGCUAAAGACACGUGGUGGUGGAGUAAUAAUAUAUAAAAUAUACUGAAAGAAAAGAAGGAUGCAUUUAAGGAUUGGAAAAAUGUGAGUGAUCAUGACGACAAUUCGAAAGAGAUUAAAAAGAAUGUUUACGUGGAGAAGAAAAUGAAAGGGAAAAAAGCGGUUGCUAUAGCAAGGGGAAAAGCAAAUUGUACUUUAUUUUUCAAUAAGUUGUUGCACGAGGAGUCAAUCCCGGAAGAGUGGUUAAUGAUAGAUAAGAGAAUAAGAGAGGAGAGUGAGGUCACUCUAAAUCAGUUUGGGUUUAUGACAGGAUGGAGUACAACUGAUGCAGUUUUCGCUUUGCGUCAACUGUGUGAGAAAUAUAGAAACGCACAAAAAAUCUCCACAUGGUGUUUGUUGACUUAGAGAAAGCGUAUGACAGAAUACUAAGUUGUAUGGUGGGCUAUGAACGUGAAGAAAAUACCUGGGCAGUAUGUUAGAAUAGUGAAAGGAAUGUACAGAGAUGCAUGCACGAGCAUAAGGUCAGAAGCCAGUGUUACUGAGAAGUUUCAAGUGGAGGUGGACUUACCAAGGAUCUGCUUUAAGCCCCUAUUUGUUUCUCCUAGUAAUGGAUGCUCUGACAUCAGACAUACAGGAAGAAGCACCUUGGUGUAUGCUGUUCACCGAUAAUAUUGUACUUGUCGGAGAAAACGCAUCUGAGGUACAGAGCAGACUGGGAAAAUGGCAGGAGAAAUUGGAAAGUGUUGGCCUACGAAUCAGUCAAACGAAAACUGAAUAUUUAUUCUUGGACUUUGGCGGCACAUCUGAAUCUUCCAAAAUUGCCUUAAAUGGUGUAACCCUACUAGCUUGCUCCGAUUAUCGGUACCUAGGGUCGCUUUUUUAAAACGAUGUCAAUGUGGACCUAGACGUGAAAAGUAGAAUGAAUAGAUGGAUGCGGGAUGGUUGAAAUAGCGAUAGGUCUCAGGUGCACUAUGUGACCCGCGAAUGCCUCUUAGACUUAAGCGUAAAAUAUACAAAACGGUUGUAAGACCUGUAGGCCUGUAUGGAUGGAUGGAGAAUGUUGGGCGGUGAAAGAGACGGAUGUUGAGUCUUUACCAUUUUCAGACAGUAUGGUCUAUUUAAGAAUUUAGGAUUAAUCUCUCUCAAAUAUUAAUAGGUAUGUAGCCGAUUACGUGGAUCUCUGUAGUGCAGCUGCGCGUGUGUUGUUUACAGCCGAGAGAUUUUGAAUUCAGAUAAAUUGAAUAGAAACAGGCGUUAGUUGGCGUUUAUUAUGAUUAGAGAUUUAUUUUAUCUGAAGUUGCCCCGGUUUCAGAAUGAAUCACUUAAAAGAUUUUUUCUUAGAUGUUGUUGUCUCGUAGCUUAGAUUUGUUUUCACGAUUAACGAUUAAAAUGUUAUACUUACUAAAACCUAUGUAUGUAGGCUGAAACGACACUUAUAAACAAGUUAUAUCGCAUUUACGGUUUGAAGUUCUCGCGAUUCAUGACCAAUCGAUAGAAACAUCAUCAUAUUUAUAUUCCUAAGUAGUUUGCUGUGUGCUUUUGAUAUUGUUGUUAGGCUAAACAAAAUUAAUAAAUGACCACAUAAAUACACAAUAAUUUAUGACACUCCUUUUUGAUGCGAUAUAUCUCUUGGCGUACCUACACAGUGAUAUCGGCUCGAAUGCCGUGACGCCAAACGGCUUGACGCCAUCAUCUCAUGAUGCCGUGACGUUCCGACCACGCCGCCGCUCAUUACUUUGUGAGUGUGCGUGUACACACUCUCCACCUCAUCUGUCGUGACCCCCAACUUAAUGUAACCCAAUGAUAUUUUAUAAUAUAUACAUAAUGUUUAAGAAAACAGCCACAGUUUUGUGUUACAUUUCACUACAUUGCUAAAGCCGUUCAUUCCACUGAUAGAAAGGCGGGCUACUUGUAUUUUAUUUAAUGCCUCACUUUUGGCGUCCUAGUAACGUAUCUACGAGUAAUUAUCUGUUUUUUAAAUUAUCAUCGAGGUAACCCUUAUAAAAUUGAAUUUAUUUUGUGACUUAUUUUACUGAGCGAAAUAGUAACUGAGCAUGUUUUGAAUAUAGAGCUAAUUACUAUUUGCCCGCUUUCGUGCCCGGAUUUUAACCGGCUGAUCUAAUGACAGAACAUUUUAUAUAAGCUAUUCACCAGAUUUCGUGUGAAUAGCUUCACAUAAAAUGUUCUGAAACUGGAACGUCCGAUCUAAAUCCAAUCCUGUCUGUCUGUCUACAAGUAGCAACCGGGUAGGGGUAGGGUAGGGGUAGGGUAGGGGUAGGGUAGGGGUAGGGUAGGGGUAGGGUAGGGGUAGGGUAGGGGUAAGGAAGAAUUGCACAUAAGUCAAAGCGAAGCUUGACCGGGACCGCUAGUUUGUUAUAAUUUCUUAAAAAUAUAAAUGUUUGAGCCACUGCAAGAUUGUUAUUUAUCUCGUCCCAUUGGCAUAAGAUUUACAGUCAAUUUAUUUACACUUGGUCUGCACAUAGGUUUCUUGACAUAAAUAAUAAAUAUACAUAUUUUUAAGGAAUUAAAAUUUUUAAUGAUAUUUAUUUAGUAAAUUUUAUUACACUUAUCUACAUAUAACUGAUUUUUACAUAAAUGUACGUAUUUAUAAUGGAAUUUAAAUUAUUGAUGAUAAUUAUUUAAGUCGUCAAUUUCAUUACACUUAUCUACAAUAGCUUUUUUAUAUAAAUAUACUAUUUUAAUGAUAUUUGCCUCUACGUCUAAUGAAUAGGUAUCAGAAUUAGUAUUGAUAUACAUAAUUUAAUUAUACCUACUUUUUUGAUAGACUCGCAUUUAUUUUUUCUUAAUAAUGUUGAUUAAUAAUGUUCAAAAACAGUCCAGAUUAUUUAUUGUUUUAAUUAUAAGUUUAAUUGUACAAGAUUUUACGUAAUAAAUCCAAAUAUCAAAAAUUAAAAUUUAAUUUGGUAAUAUACAAUUUGAUGUCUACUGAAUCUUAAUAAAUAAAUGUUGCUGAGCGAA